Molecule: messenger RNA, 1155 nt
Organism: Ostreococcus tauri
Lineage: Eukaryota; Viridiplantae; Chlorophyta; Mamiellophyceae; Mamiellales; Bathycoccaceae
Product: P25-alpha
Exons: 1
Coding region: 1-1155 (384 amino acids)
Biological process (GO): microtubule polymerization; positive regulation of protein polymerization; microtubule bundle formation
Cellular component (GO): microtubule
Molecular function (GO): tubulin binding
Source: RefSeq, a predicted model, not a curated record
AUGGUGCGCGACGCCGCGCUCGAGGUCGACGCGAUGGCGGUGAAGACGACGGAUGCGGCGUCGAGCGCGACGGCGUGGAACGGGCGAGAGGUGCGCGAUGAAGAUACCGAGGACGCACCGAGCGUUCGCGCGCGCGCGCGGGCGUACGAGGCGCGCGUGCGGGCGACGGGAACGGAUGGGGCGGAUGGGGCGGUGGAGCGGGCGCGGUCGCUCAGAGCGGGGGAUCUGGAGGCGGGAAUGCGCGCGGCGUUUGUGCAAUUCGCGUCGUUCGGUAGAGGCAGAGCGACGAUUUCGGACGAGCGAGGGACGAUGGAUUCGUCGCGGUUCGCGAAGAUGUGUCGAGAGUGUGUGUUUCGCGAUGACCCGGAGUCGGAGGAGAAGAUGCGGGCGGUGGACGUCGCGUUCGCGAGACGGGCGAGACGGCUCCGGCGGGUGGAUUACGAGACGUUUCGACAGCUCGUCACGGAAGAUCUCGCGGAGAUCGUGGGCGACGGUGCGAGCGCGAUGACGGUCGCGAAGAAGUUGUUGGGAGCGACGCCGUCGGUGGGCGCGGCGGUGUCGCCGGGAAAGUGUCGAUUUCACGACGACAAGACGGCGUACACGGGCGUGUACGCCGAACGACACGGGAUCGAGCGCUCGGCGUCGAGACGUGCGAGCGAAACGUCGCCGCGAGCGGCACAGAUCGAUGUCGAAAAGUUGCCCACCGAUCCCCGAGGACUGUACGCGUCGUACGAGGCGUUCUUACAGUUCUCGCCGCCGCUCGCGUCCGGGCUCACGUGCAACAGAUGGUUAAAACUGUGCGAGGACUGCGGUUUACUCACCUCCGGCGGUGGAAACUUCGACUCGACGAGCGCUGGAAUCAUUUUCAACGCUCUCGCCGGGUCCUCGAAGACGCUGAGCGAUUUUAAGGCGUUCAAGCUCGCGCUCGCGCUCUCCGCCGAGCGCGCCGAGCGCGCGUACGAAGAUUUCGCGCGAGCCGUCGCCGAGGGCGAACCAAUCGUUCGCACCAACGUCAGUGACGUCUCUCCGCGACGGUUUCACGACGACAUGUCCACCUUCACCGCGACGCAUCGCGAGGUGCAUCAGAACAAGACGUUGUCGCCUCGAGCGCUUUCGAUUCGCAAGCGCGCCGCCGUCGCCGCCGACGCCGCGUGA